Hippopotamus amphibius kiboko is the source of this 5913-nucleotide messenger RNA. RefSeq names its product defective in cullin neddylation 1 domain containing 3 (gene DCUN1D3). The transcript has 5 exons. NCBI's taxonomy places the organism in Eukaryota, Metazoa, Chordata, Mammalia, Artiodactyla, Hippopotamidae. Gene Ontology annotation, molecular function: cullin family protein binding; ubiquitin conjugating enzyme binding; ubiquitin-like protein binding. The coding region runs from base 553 to 1467 and encodes 304 amino acids. Gene Ontology annotation, cellular component: ubiquitin ligase complex. The record is from RefSeq and is a predicted model, not a curated record. Gene Ontology annotation, biological process: protein neddylation; positive regulation of ubiquitin-protein transferase activity.
UUCGGGGCGGCUGCCGCCGGUGGGCCGCAGAUGAAGAGGAGGCGGCGGCAGUGGUGGAAGAAGAGGCGGCGGCGGCGGCGGCGGCGGGGGUAGGGAUCCUGGAAACGCGAGCGGGGAUGGUAGGUGUUUUGGACCCGCCGGGCCGCCGUCGUUUCCAGAAAGGGUUUGACUGGAGGAACCUCUGGAGCAGCUAUGUUGUUACCAGUGAACCAAGAUCAAUUCUCCCUAAGUGUUGGAACAGUGUUCUGAAGCUCUCUGCACAAUGGACCAGGGUGUUUUAUUGAGUGGAGCAUGGGACACACCCUGAUACGAUGUGAUUUCAGUAACUACAGGAAUGAUUCUGGUCUUCAUUUUAAACUUGUAUACUCAGAACAUACCUUAGAAUUCCUUUGGAAGAUAACUCUGAAUUUAUCCAAGCAUUAUUUGAAGGAAGCUAAAGUUCUUUAGGUUGGCUGGCUCCGCUGGCUGAUGGCAUGUUGAGGCACAUGGGCCAGUGGCAACAAGGGUAUCCAAUCCAGAGGGGGCCACUCUAGAGGUCAGGCCACCAGCAUCAUGGGCCAGUGUGUCACCAAGUGCAAGAAUCCCUCAUCAACUCUGGGUAGCAAGAAUGGAGACCGUGACCCCAGCAGCAAGUCACACGGCAGGCGGGGUGCAGGCCACCGUGAGGAACAGCUGCCAGCCUGUGGCAAACCAGGUGGGGAUAUCCUCGUCAAUGGGACCAAGAAGGCAGAGGCUGCUACUGAGGCCUGCCAGUUGCCAACGUCCUCGGGAGAUGCUGGGAGGGAGCCCAAAUCAAAUGCCGAGGAGUCUUCCUUGCAGAGGUUGGAAGAACUGUUCAGGCGCUAUAAGGACGAGCGGGAGGAUGCAAUUUUGGAGGAAGGCAUGGAGCGCUUUUGCAAUGACCUUUGUGUGGACCCCACGGAAUUUCGAGUGCUGCUCUUGGCUUGGAAGUUCCAGGCUGCUACCAUGUGCAAAUUCACCAGGAAGGAGUUUUUUGAUGGCUGCAAAGCAAUAAGUGCAGACAGCAUUGAUGGCAUCUGUGCACGGUUCCCUAGCCUCUUAACAGAAGCCAAACAAGAGGAUAAAUUCAAGGAUCUCUACCGGUUUACAUUUCAGUUCGGCCUGGACUCUGAAGAAGGGCAGCGGUCAUUGCAUCGGGAAAUAGCCAUUGCCCUGUGGAAAUUGGUCUUUACCCAGAACAAUCCUCCGGUAUUGGACCAGUGGCUAAACUUUCUAACAGAGAACCCCUCGGGGAUCAAGGGCAUCUCCAGGGACACUUGGAACAUGUUCCUUAACUUCACUCAGGUGAUUGGCCCUGACCUCAGCAACUACAGUGAAGAUGAGGCUUGGCCAAGUCUCUUCGAUACCUUUGUGGAGUGGGAAAUGGAGCGAAGGAAAAGAGAAGAGGAAGGGAGAGGUGCACUCAGCUCAGGGCCCGAGGGCUUGUGUCCCGAGGAGCAGACUUAGUGUUUCUGUCUCAGGAGCAGCAGCAAGGAUCUGCCUGCUGCCCUGCAGCCAACCGAGGAUUUGGACACUUUCUGGAAAUUACUGAAGAUCCGGAUAUUUUCUACUUUACACCUUUCUCUGCCUUGUAUCUGAAAGGGCUCUAAAAUGCUGUAUCAUGUUUUAGGCACUUUCUUCACUUUUUGGUUAUUUUGGUUAUUUCUUUUUUUGGGGGGGGUCCCCCAAAAUAUUUGAACCUGGUUACAUGUUGUGUAUCCUUUUUUUUGAAGCCUUCAGAUAGAAUAAGCCUGCCACUUCUUGCACAAAUUAGAUUUUUUUUUUUUUUUUUUGGUGGGGGAGGGUGUAGAGCAGGGAGCGGGGAAUGGGACCGUUAGGUUGAAUUAUCAUUACAAAAUGAUACAGUGCCAGAUCUCAGUUUUGCAUAUUCUUGUUUUUCAGGGCAGGUCUGUACUGUGUGUAGUGCUGUUUACAUGGUUGAAUUUAGGUUGUAAUAAUUAUUUUUAAAGAUUUACACAGAAUUGAAUAGCAGUGUUAACUGUUAACCACAUUGCAUUAAUUCCCAGGCAAUUAAAGCUCUUGGAGAGCCAAGGCCAGCCAAGAGCAUUUGUAGUCUGGUGACAACCCCCUUUUAAGCUAAUUUAUCUGAAACCCUUAUUUUCCUUACUUCUUGCUCAUUCCUUCUUUGACCUAUUGCAUUUCAUUUUGAGUUUAUCCAUCAACAUGCUGCACCUGUCAGUCAAGUGAGCAGUUUUUUUAGAACACAUUGUACUGAGAACCACUUAAGCAUUGAAUGCAGAGAAAGCAGUGCUACCUCAGUUUUGCUGGAAGUAGACUUUGAUAGUUUUCUUUCUUUGAUGAAUUUUCUGUAUUUUCAUGUUGUAAGUGGAAAUACUUUUUUUUUUCAUUUGCCUUGGAGCCAAAGUUUCUGUUCCUGGUGGUCGGAAAACUGUGCCUGCCGGCCAGCUGACUUGAAGGAAAACUGUGGUAUGGAGCUCUGCUUGAAUUUUUUUUUUUUUUUUUUUUAAAUUGAGUAUCAUCAGCUUACUUGUCUGGCAAGUGCAGAAGCCUGGGGCUGACCUGAACUCUGCCAAACAAAUAUAGAAGUGUUUUAAUAGUUAAAUGUGUGCCCUUUCCCUUCUUGCUGCACCCAUGUUGUCACUUAACCCCCAGAAGUUAUUUAUUUUCUUCUUUGUUAAUGUCAGGCUCAUUUGGGGUAAUGUGAUGACUGUUUAGGUUUACAUGACCCUCCUUUCCUUUUCCUACCCCCAAAUAUGUAUAUAUACAUAUAUAAGAUAUGUAUAUAUUUUACCUAUAUAAAAUAUAUAUAUACACAUAUAUGUAUCUAUAUUCCUUUGUUUCUUUGCCUGCUAAAACUGGCUAUAAAAGGGAGCUGCCUUCAAUAUAUAAAGUAUGAGAAGAGUGCCAGGGAACAUCAUAAUGGAGGCUUUUUAAUCUUAAUUUGGACCAUUUUCACUAAAGAUGAAUUUUCUCAGCCCUUUCCUCACAAGAGGGAGUCCCAGUUCUCCAGACUCCUCUGCAUGCUGGCUCCGUAAGGCCAACUUUGGCCAACUGCCACACAGGAGUUGACUCUGGUCCUACCUGGUUUCAGUAGAGGGUCCUCUUGUUAUUUUUCCAUUAAAAAAAAAUGUCCUCAUAAAAUUGUACUGGAAGGGUGGGUGGCAGGAACUUGUACCGUUCAGCUUCCAACACUUUGGAACAGGUUGAAAAGGGAAUCUUUUAAAUAAAAACUUAUAAAAAUAUUUAUACUCUUGAGGUAAUGAGAGUUUGUCUGUUAAACAUUUGGAGUUUUCUCCCGCAACUUACCCCCAUCUCCCUCCCAGGUAUAUGCUUCUCAGCCUGGGUAGGAAUUGCUUAUUUUGAGUUCUUUUAUUAGUAGCCUGUGGCUCUGGGCUCCCAUCUUUACAAAAUGAUUUAAGGAGUUUCUGCAGUUGAUGUUUUUCUAAAAUUGGUAUUGACAUAGGGAACAUACUUGAAGUUUUGUGGGGUUUGUUUUUUUGUUUUUUGUUUUAAUCCUAAUCCUGACAGUUGCCCUUUCUUAGAGGGGUGGAUGGGAAACUUUAAAGUCAGCCACAGUAGGUUAGCAGUACUGCUAUAAAGCUGAUGAGGGUCCCAGUCCAGAUGUCUGGCUUUGUUCUAGCCUAAGACAUAAGAUCCUUGUAUAAAGAGUUUCUAGGGGUCCUAGCAGGUUCUGUGGGCUCAAGUGUAGCUCAAGUGAGGUAUUAACAAGACUACCUGCUCAUUCAGUCAGUCUGCAACCCCCAGUUUUUCCCAAUUUUGGGUUGGGUAGAGGUUGAAUAAGGGUAAAGGCAGGCUGCUCCUAGCCAGGUAAGACUUUCUCUGUCUUAGAUCAGAAGGGUGUAUGGAGAGAAGGGCACAGAAGAGGGAGAUGCUGAGUAUCCUGAGGACUCUGGAGGAACUGGAUUCCUUCCCCAGCCUACAAGAAGGCAUUCCAUGCUAUAUGAUGGGUGGAUUUUUAUUUUUUUUAAUUCAACUCUUCAGCUUUCCAUCCCCCGACAAAAGAGCCAUUUUUAAAAAAUUAUUUUUGUUACAAAAAUGCAAAUUAGAAGCCUGAAAAGGGAAUGGUCAGGGAGGGACUUAGUUUCCUUCCAAGUUUAAGUCUUUGAUGCAAGGAAUUCAAGCUUCUGCAGUAGUCUGGGCCAGUGCUUGACUUUCUCAUAACCAUAGGAAAAGCAGUUUUUCUACAAAGGGAUCCAAGGUGUAGUGGGUGUGUGUCUAGGGUUUGCAGUUACACUUGUGGGAAAUGAAAGGUCCCUGUUCCUCUUCACCUAGAGAUAGGUUUGCUGCUUAAUGAGUGAGCAGUAAUUGUGUUGAAGAGGUCAGUGCAUGCCCCUCAGGAAGCCAGUGCACCCUUCACUUUAACAAUAUGACACCAGAGUGGUGGGGUGGUGUGGAGAGGGGCAAGAUGUGGCUGCCAUUUUGCAAACAGGCAAAUAUCAGAGUGGCUACAACCAACUGAAUAUGUUGGGAAAUUGCUUGUUUUUUGGCAGUGGUUUUGUGUGUGAGCUUCUGUGGUAUUUCUUUAGCAAUUGAUUAGAAAACUAUAAGAGAUGAAGUGUGCUUCAUUGAAUUGCUCUUCCCCCAUCCCUGCCAAAUUUGAAUGUAUCAUUCUUAACUCUGCCUCCUGUAAUGACACUUUGCUAUGCUGUUGCCUCAGCAGUUCUCACUGCCAGAUGUGCUCACAUAUGAGAGUUGGGUCCAAGAUCCCACUUCUACCCUUCUGAUAAGAAAAAAAAUCUAAAGCUGGGUAAAGAUCCAAAUUUCAACCAAGCCUUCAGGCCCAAGGAAAUCCAAUUAAAAACCAAAACAGAAGAUCUGUAUUUAGGGCUGUGUUUGGUUUGCUAAAUUUAGUCUUCAGUGUAGUGAAAGGUAGACCCAAUUAUACAUUGUAAGGGCUGGAAGAAAGCUGCUGCUAGGUUUGUUUUGCUGUAGUAGCCCGCUUUGCCAUUUUUCUUGUGUGUCUAAUGUUUGGUUAGUGAUGACCUGAACAUCUUGGCAAUCAACAAGGUUUUCCUUGGGGGAAUCCAUCUUGUUUAAACAAGAUGGACUAAAAGGACUAUUAAGUCAUUAAAGUGUUAAUUGGGACUCAUUUGAGAACACGUGACAUUGACCUUCCCCUUAAUCCACAGUCUUUUUUUCUGAAUCAUAUGGAGAGGUUUCCCACCCACUCCCCCUUAAGAGUUUACUCCUUUGCUAGGCUGUAAUUAUAGCAUAUAUAUCCAGGUUAACCUUGACUGGCACUGCCUUACAGUGAGGAUCUGCAGGUGUUUUUCUUCACUGAAAGACAAAAUUGAGUAACCAUCAGAUUCUGCUUCUGAUUCAGGUGCUAGGGCAUCACAUCCUCCUCCCUGUUUCUCUUCUUGGAAACUGAGCCCGCUCUUCCACCACCCACCUUCCCUACUACUUUCAACACAAAUCUUGGAUAUUGCCAAAGGAAGCCAUUCAGCAGCUGCUGGCUUUUUUUUUUUUUUCCCCCCAACACACAUUCUGGGAGAAGUGUCUUCCCUCUGACCUUGGUCCCAGCCACCUGAUCUGUUAUUAAUUGCUCUUACCUAUUGCAGUAAUGAAUAUGAUUCUAGGUUUCAAAGGGGGGAAUUUGAAGCAAUAGGCAAGUGGGGCUUGGAUAAACUGGUCCUACAAAUAAGAUACCCUGCCUUAACCUGCUGAGGUGAUGAGUCCACUACUCAUGUGACCCUCCACCUUUGUGGAUUCCUCUUGGUUUAUGACCAGUGUGUCUGUUUCUUGAAGUUGUACAAACUUGUUGACAAAAGUCAAUACUUUGUAUUCUCUGCACUGUUGCACUCCCAAAAUGGCUCCUUGAAUAUUUUUAUUAACUUGUUCACACAUUAUUGUCUACUUUUUUAUUUGGAAAGUAACUUGCUGUUGGACUUAAUAAAUUUGUUUACUUGA